Messenger RNA from Schistosoma turkestanicum, 1308 nucleotides. Lineage: Eukaryota; Metazoa; Platyhelminthes; Trematoda; Strigeidida; Schistosomatidae. The record is from the annotation of a GenBank genome assembly.
AACCACUACAAACUGACUAGAAUUAGUGUAUCCGAAUGCUAUAUCACCGUCCAUUGGACAAUACUAAGUGUUUGGAACCAAGCGCAAACGAUAAGACGCUAAAGCCGAAUAACCAAUUAAUUCAUACUUGUCCGCUAAAAAGACAUUGGGUAUUGAAAUUAACGACCUUUUGCUCGUAUUGAGUGUUUAAGGUCAUUUCUACUGACGUUUGUGUCAGGUACCUAAGAUUUUUAUUGAGUAAUCAAAUGAAUCCUAAUAAUGUCAUAGGAUAUGGAUGGGGUGUUGGUCAAAAUGUUGCUCCUGGUUCACGAUGGGAACAACCGCAAAUCGGAUUUUGCUUCGAUUCACCAAAUCCUCAAGUCCCUGCAGUUCCUCCACCUUCCAUUCAGAACCCCGGGGCUCUCGGCUUCGCUUAUGAUCAAACUAUAGCAAAUCCACCCUCAGUGUACCCAAUAUUUGAUAGUUCACAACCAAAUUUAUUCCCUGAUAGAACUAAUAAUAAUGCACCGCCAAGACCAAAUGUUUCUCCAUCGGCUACACCCACUCAACCAAGACCAGGCAGUUAUUAUUCGGAUGAAUCAGUUGCACCAUCCGCUCCUCCUGAACCCAUUCCUACUUGUCAUAGUGAAUCAUCAAAAGUUAUUACAAUCACCAGACAAGACUCAAGUAAAUCCGAAGCAACAUCUAAAAUGCAGAACAAUACUAGUCAUCAUCAUCAAGAUCGACGUGAUAGUUAUCAAAAUUCCCUUAAAGAUAUGGCUGCCCUAAUGACUGAUGUCGAAUUAACCGAUGAUGUAAUCAAUGGGAUGCGUAAACGUUUCGAUUUACACAACUAAAUUUCAUGGAACUCUUCUCCAGCCCAUGUGAUGUUGUUAUAAUAGUUUUGUCAUUUUCCCUAUUGUGUGAAUAAUGAUGACUUGAUAAAAUUGUUAUACGAAGUGUGUAAAUUUUGUUUGUUUUUUUGUACAAGCGAUUUUUGUUCAUGAAAAUCACUAUGAUCACUUGCACAACAAUCAAUCAAUCAACUAAUGUUUUGAACGAAUGAUUAUGCUAUUUCUCUUUUUGCCCUAAGCAUUAAUUCGCUUUGUUUAUUUUAUUGCUCACCGUGAUUUCUGAUUGUGUUUAUCUUAGAAAUUUAUUGACAGACAAAUCAAGUAUUAUGAUUAUUAUUAUUAUUAUUAUGCAGUUACUACUGAUUUGAUGUUUUAUACCUGAUAAUUUAUCUUUCUGAUUUCGCAUUUGCUUCUGUGUUUUGUAUUGAUUUUCUGAAAAAGGAUGGGAAGCUUAUAUAUAUAUAUAUAUAUAUAU